Messenger RNA from Rotaria sp. Silwood2, 501 nucleotides. NCBI's taxonomy places the organism in Eukaryota, Metazoa, Rotifera, Eurotatoria, Philodinida, Philodinidae. The record is from the annotation of a GenBank genome assembly.
AUGGGACUGGGGCAUUUCAAGAAACAAUGUUCUCAAAUCAAAAAUACAUGUCGUACGUGUGGUGAUUUAGUGGAUGAUUUAAAAUUACAUAUCUGCUCAAAAAUUGAAAAAUGUAUCCAUUGUGGUCUUAAUCACAAAUCUAAUUCUCUUAAAUGUCAUGUGGUGAAAUCUUUUAGAUCUGAAUUAACAAGUAAACUUUUAUCUUCUAAUAAUCAUUCUUCACAUGUUUCACAAAAUGGAAAGAUUGAUUUAAAUAAAAAUGUCAAUGUUGUUUAUAAUAAUUCACAUUUUCCUGGUUUCCCAGUAGCUCAAAACUCCUCAUCUAAUCAUAUGUUAAAUAAACUUGAUAAUUUACUUGCUCAAAUGGCUGAAGUUAAUGUUCCUUUAUCUAAUCUUAAAGUUAAAUAUGAUAAAAUUGAACAAAUUACUUUAGCAAAAAAUGAUAGUGAUUUUCUUAUCAAAGAAAAUUUAAAUUUAUUGACAAAACAAUCGAUGAAUUAA